AUGUCCAAGGCCGCCCAGAAAGCCAAAGCGCAGAUUGUGCGUUUGUUAAUCCCAGCUGGAAAGGCAGCUCCGACACCACCAGUUGGUCCUGCUCUGGGUGCUCGAGGUGUAAAGUCGAUGGACUUUUGCAAGGAAUUCAACGCGAGGACAGCAGCUAUUGAACCCGGUGUUCCGAUCCCCACACUCAUCACUGUUCAGCCGGAUCGAACCUUCAGUUUCGUCACCAAAACUCCUCCAGUCUCCUACUUCCUGAAGCAAACCACUGGAAUCGAGAAGGGUCCAGCAAAACCUGGUCACGAAACGCUCGCGACUAUCAGCCUUAAACAUGUCUACGAAAUAGCCAAGAUCAAAGGCUCGGACGAGCAGAUGAAGCACUUGCAAUUAGAAGCUAUUGCUCGUAUGAUUGUAGGAAGCGCCCGGAGUUUAGGAAUCCAGGUUGUGCCGUGA
Molecule: messenger RNA, 447 nt
Organism: Coprinopsis cinerea okayama7#130
Lineage: Eukaryota; Fungi; Basidiomycota; Agaricomycetes; Agaricales; Psathyrellaceae
Product: mitochondrial 54S ribosomal protein YmL19
Exons: 2
Coding region: 1-447 (148 amino acids)
Biological process (GO): translation
Cellular component (GO): mitochondrial large ribosomal subunit; ribosome
Molecular function (GO): structural constituent of ribosome; large ribosomal subunit rRNA binding
Source: RefSeq, a predicted model, not a curated record